AUGCCUAAAAAGUGCACAAAUGGACAAGAUUGUAGAAAAUAUAAAUCAUACGAAAAUGGCGAAGAUAAUAACGCUUCAAUUCUCCAGCCAAUCGUAUUAGUUGGUAUGAUAAUUACGUUUUAUAUUAUAUUUUUUAGAAUGUUUAAAAGACGAUUUAUAGAUAAUAGUGAGUUUGGAAGAAAAACUACUAAUAAAAGUGAGUAUAGUAAGCCUAUUAUUUCACUAUGCUUAAAUGAUAUCGUUUUAAAGAUCAUUGGUAACAAUGCACACAUAAUUGAAAACGUUAUAGAACCAUUGACCCAAUUAUGUUCAAUCUCAGAAGUAUUUGUAGUUGCACAAGUUUCAAAUGAUACUCAAGAAACAAAUAUAAUUAAUCUCUUAAAAAAAACCGGGUUAUUUGAUAAGGGUUUAAAAGAACAUCGUUUGAUGUUUUGUUCAACUUCAAAUGGAAGAGCAUCAAUGAUACGCCAAUUACGUCCACUUACUCAUGUGGAUAAUGACGAAACUGUAAUAAAAACUCUAACAGGUAAAAUUCCAAAUCUUGUUCAGAUAUAUGGAAAUACAAAUACCGGUGGUAAUUCCAACGCAUUCACGUCUUUACAAGCGUUUACUCAAGUUAUUUGUGCUGUUGCAACCGUAGAAGGUAUAAAUUAG
Plasmodium vinckei vinckei is the source of this 654-nucleotide messenger RNA. Its product is annotated as conserved Plasmodium protein, unknown function. Gene Ontology annotation, biological process: peroxisome organization. The record is from RefSeq and is a predicted model, not a curated record. Bases 1 to 654 code for a protein of 217 amino acids. The transcript has a single exon. NCBI's taxonomy places the organism in Eukaryota, Apicomplexa, Aconoidasida, Haemosporida, Plasmodiidae.